This is a messenger RNA of Ictalurus punctatus (channel catfish), 5296 nucleotides long. It is a transcript of the gene rnf24, whose product is annotated as ring finger protein 24. Gene Ontology annotation, cellular component: endomembrane system. The transcript has 6 exons. Gene Ontology annotation, molecular function: ubiquitin protein ligase activity; zinc ion binding. The record is from RefSeq and is a predicted model, not a curated record. The coding region runs from base 397 to 846 and encodes 149 amino acids. Lineage: Eukaryota; Metazoa; Chordata; Actinopteri; Siluriformes; Ictaluridae.
GAGCAGGAGGGCGGGACGCUGCUUGCGCGCUACGUGCAGAAACGCUGUCUUCGUCGCAGCGAAACAUUUCUGAGAGACAGCCUCAUGUGUGUGUAGAGGGGUGUGUGCGCGCGCGUGUGUGUUUCUCUCCGCUGAAUCGCGAGGAAGCUCCGAGAGCUGCGACUUUUCCUCCUCACACACUCACAUUAACGAUUAAUGAGCCUUGGGAAGAAGUGACGCGAUGCGCGCGUUUUCGCUUUAUCUGUAACGUUAAACAGCGUGCGCGCGUAUACACACACACACACACACAACACACACCGACGGGUUGUGUCCGUGAUUCACAGUGUGGCUUUUAAAUACACAGCAUUGGAUCGGAAGAAGAAAGGGAUCUAAAGGAAGAAGAAAAAGAGGACAUCCAUGACCCCGGGUUUGCAGUACGACAAUUUCAGGAUGCCGAAUAUAGGAUUUCAAAACCUCCCCCUCAACAUCUACAUCGUGGUCUUCGGAACUGCCAUCUUCGUGUUCAUCCUCAGCCUUCUGUUCUGCUGCUAUCUGAUACGGUUACGACAUCAGGCACACAAGGAGCUGUACGCAUAUAAACAGGUGAUUCAGAAGGAAAAAGUCAAAGAGCUAAAUCUUCAUGAGAUCUGUGCCGUGUGCUUGGAGGAGUUCAAGCAGAAGGACGAGCUGGGGAUCUGCCCGUGCAAACACGCCUUUCACAGGAAGUGCCUCAUCAAGUGGUUGGAGGUGAGGAAGGUGUGUCCGCUGUGUAACAUGCCCGUCUUACAGCUGGCUCAGCAGCAGGGAACCUCGGAGACGACGGUCCUGACGCAGCAACCCCUGCCUGGCGUGGAGAACCUGGUGUAGCCGUGAUGUCCUCCUCUUUUCCUCUUCCUCCUCCUACCUCCACCCUCACUCGCUCUACUGUACAGGUACACAACGACAACGACGAACGGCGGCGUCCCCGCUUUCCGCCUCGGCAGAUCGAUCGUCCUACGAUCAUGACUGGCGAGUCGUAACCGAGAUCGACGUAUUAUCAUUCUUCUAUAAGGUGGCAGUAAAGAUUCGGACGGUUCUACACCAAAGCACUUUUCCGGGGACGCCGGCGCAAGAGCCGAACACGGACUGUUCGUAAAGCGACAGGAAAAGAAGAACGACGUUACAGUUACAAACAAAAAGUGGGGAUUCUUUGUUGUUUUCUUUGUUGUUUUAACAAGCACUUUACUUGGACUCAAUCUUAAUCUUAAUCGCUUGUGAAGAUAGGAGCAAGUUUUGUAUUAUUUCAAUUAAUUGCAUUAUUACUAUCUAUUUUUCCUUCUUUUUUUUUUUUUUUUUAGUGAUGUAUACGGCACUAUAGAAUUGCGAUCGGUUAACUCGAUACAGUGUGAUGAAGAAGGGAUGACGCUUGUGCACAGUGCUGAAGGGCAAGAUGGAAGUGCACAAUCAUGAAGAACCUACGGACGAAGAGCGUUUGACACGUGGUACGAGCCAGUCACUGACGCUCUGGUGUAGUGCACUAGGAAGGCGGGUUGAAGUAGCUCAUCUGGGCUGAUCCGAGACCAGUUUUGUGGUCAUGUUAUAUUAUAUUCUAGUUAAGGUUUCGGUAUCGGUGCAGAAGAGGAGCGUCUGGAAGACCUCAAGAUGUUGGCCAACCAAAUGUGAGUUCAUAAGAAGCUCAACGAUGGAGGAAAACAUCAUGAUGCUGGCUUCCUCCCGACGUCGCUAGUUUCUAUUAUGGUAGUAAGUCCAUUAUCAGCAUCACGUCCAAACGAAACUAAUCACGGUUGCUUUCUUGCCGCCGUUCACGCACUUGAUCUUAAGUUCCCUUUUACACAAAUCUGAACGUCCUUCUCCAUUGUGUAAAAAGAGACAGUGUUUUUAGUCGGAUCAAAUCAACCAGCAGCCCUUAAAAAAAACAAAAAAACCCUCAUCCACACUGCACUCACUUGCCCUAAAAAAAAAAAAAGAAAGAAAGAAAGAAAGAAAGAAAAAGAGCAUUAUUUAAGUUUAGGCUCCCCUAAAAAACCGUGUCCUGUUUUUCAACCUACUGAAUCGAUUUCAGUAUCAGAAUACAUUUCAAAUGGAAGACUCUUGAAACCAAGAAGCGUGAUUUGAAACGGUCACCUCUUCUCGAACGACUGAGUUUGCAGACUUGCAAUGGACUUGUUUUUUUAAACAAUUUUUAAAAUCGACACUCGCGCGGUAUUUUCGCGUGGGACGAGUCCGUCGGUGUCGUUUAACGUGUAAAUAGUUGAGAAAAGGACAAAAAAAAAACAAAAAAAAAACGAGCGAUAUCGAGGUCACGUUGCGAGUGACAAACACUUAGCAAGCACUUAGCUAGCGAGCUGUUUUAUGAAGGCACGUCCGAAUUAUACUCCGGGCCUGACAUGUUCCUAAACCAUUUUCAGUCCUUACAAGUUAGUAUUGUAAGAUGUACAGAAUCAAAUCCGCUAGCUCAAACAGUAGGAAAGGUCCUGACUGGGAGACUCGUGUCCCUGUGCAUCAUUUAUGUAAAAAUCGUGACCUUUUUGUUUGCUGUGAAUCUUGUCUCGCUCUCUGUUACGCAGUGGUGCUCCGGUCAGGUCGAAGCAGUACGUACACAGCCCUUACCCGACGCUACAAACAUAAACGCUACAAGUCAAGUCGGUCACAUGAGCGUCCCAGAGGAACCCGCAUCCAUGUUUACGGACGGUUCCGACUGUGGUGUGUACAUCCCAGAGCCGGCGAGGUUCCAGCAUCGCUCAGCAUAAGUGUUCCAGCACUUUGUAUCUGAUACACAAAGAGCUGUGAAUGCAUUAACAGCUGCAGCACUUCAGUCAGCAGGUUGCACCUUUAUUGAGUGUGUGUUCUGGUGCUUUCCCCACGGCUGCAUUGUUGUUCGCGGUGUAGAGUGCUGCGUAGGCCACUUUCAAUGCAGGUCAGAGGCUUUAAAUAGAUCUCGUGGGUUAAAAUUUCAUGAAAGCGGAAGGCGCUCCGCGUCGCAGUGGGAAUAGUGGUGCAAGCUUUGCUCAUUUUAGUGCCGUGCGUUCCAAUUCCGCGUUUUAGGAGAGGUGCUCGGAAAAUCUCGUCACGGUAUAAGGACGUCCGUUUGUUUGAUCGCGUCCAGGGUUUUGCCAAGAAUGUAAUUUAAUUUUACACACUCAUCUCAAUAUGGGUGCGUGUUCGUGAGCGGAGAAGUUCACGUCUUAAAGGAUUCUGACUUACAGACCGUAAAUCUUUUACGACGAACGAUCCGUGCAAAGACGUGAACAUCCGGAUCGAACCGCGCCGAACAGAAGAAAUAAAAGAUACAGUGUUACAGUGUUCAAAACACAGGAAGUGAUACCGGUGUCUCCUGGCUGUGACAUAAUAACGUUAACGUAAAUAUACGUCAUCGUGUCUUUAGCAUGUCUGCGAGGAACGUCGUGAAGAACGUUGAUUCGAACUCCCCCGCUGUCUGUUAGAGCCUUGACACGCCGAGCCGACCGAGAAGCCAUCGCUAAGCGUCUAGCCGGCUGUUGUUCGGACUUCUCGGAUCUCGUUAAGCCCGAUUUCAGCCAAUCAUAGCAUGGAUUCCCCUGGGGCUCUGGGCAGAGCAUGCUAACGUAGAAUUCCAAGUACUAGUGUUCGACGACACACCAGUGUCCUUCGCGCUCACGUAGAACGUACGUGGUUGUCGUUUGACGUCUUCACGAUGUGUUUGAUAAAAGACAAAAGUGAUUUCCAUAAAAGACAGCAACUACAGGAGUAUUAAUACGAACCCCCGAUUACACGCCACUGCCCCCUCCUGGUUUAUUUGCCUGCAGACGCAGAACGUACAUACGUAUUGGUCGCGAUUUGUCGUCUUUGUGGUACGUUCUAGGUCAACUUGGCUUGAAAGAUCUGUGACAAUAGAAUGUAGUUGUGAUGUGUCGCGUGUCCAUAUCGUUCGUAUUAUUACGGACGAUUAUUAGCGCUUACUACGUUCGCGUUAUCGCGUACGAUUACAACGACAGGUUACGCGCUACUGCCCCCUUUCUGCAGAGGAGAGGUUUGAUUGAAUGCAGACACACAACGUACGUGCGUGUUGAUCGUCGUUUUUAACAUUUUUGGUCGUUGCGGUACGUUCGAUGUCAACGUUGCGUAAAAGAUGCGCGACAGUAGAAAACGGUUAUUAAGUGCAGCCUCUUUGUUUAUGUUUAUUCAUAUUAUAACAAAUGAUUAAAAACACUAAUAAUGCAAAUGAUGCAUUGUUAUUAUGUUGCGAUAUCAUGAACGCAGAUUUUGACACUACUGCCCCCUGCUGGUGUGGAGAGCUUUCUUGGUCCUCUGAGAUGACAGUUAGACACUAGGAGGCAGUUAUUAGUAUAUCAUCAUAUGAUUACCAGAACACAUCAAUACACGUCAAUUAUCGUCUAUUACCAUGUCACAAAUUGUGCACUACUGCCCCCUGCCGAUGCAGAGAAAUUUGUCGGUGAUCAUUUGCCGUACGACUAAGCUCGACUUUGUUGUUAGUGCAUCUUUAUAUUAUUAUUUGUGUUAUUACUUAUGAUUAUAAACAGAGUACACACUACUGCCCCCUCCUGGUGUGGAGAAGUUCUCUUUCGCGCAGAUGCAGAACAUUUGUGCAUUGUUUGGUCUUCGUUUGUUGUACAUUUUUGGAGGAAUCGGAGGAAGUCAUCGGUGUACCUUGGUUGACCCUCGAUGUUUGACGAUGGCUCGGUGUGUCAUGGCUCUUAGAAGACACAAAGAUCACUGAGAUGUGAGUUAAAUGCCACUUGAUGUUGGCCUCGUUCUCAUUGUGAAAGUCCGAGGACUUUAGAGCAGAGUCGUUUUUGAACUGUUCGCGUAAUUAAUCGUCCGGAUUGUAGGCUCCGGCCUGGAUAUUGUAUAGUUCGUUCCUUCACCCCAGUCCUGUCCUGUCCCGUCAUAACCCUGAUGGUUUGUGGUGUACAGUGUUUUCUAGCGUCGCACGUCCUCAUGUCCUGCGUUUGACCUCUUAACCCUUGCAUUCACACACUUACCCCCCCCCCCCACCCCACCCCCCCCCCCCCUCCCCUGUGUUUAACACUGAUAAUGUUUGUGACGCUCACAGACAUGGUUGUAAAACUAAGAAUUCUGCAGCAGAAUAUUUUUUUUUUUUGGAGACAUUCUUGCUUGUACAGUAUUUGUAAGCUCUAUUUUUGUAUAUUUAAUUGACAUUUUGGAGAAAAUAAAAAGAGAAAAAAAGAAGGAAGAUGUUAUUUUAUUUUAUUUGUUGUUUUGCUAAUUUUGUUUUAUUCAUUAAAAAAAUUGUUGCAUGUGAUUGACUUGAACUGUAAAUAAAAAUUACCACAUUUUGGAGGUAACAAAAGCAGAA